Molecule: messenger RNA, 3041 nt
Organism: Hibiscus syriacus
Lineage: Eukaryota; Viridiplantae; Streptophyta; Magnoliopsida; Malvales; Malvaceae
Product: subtilisin-like protease SBT2.2
Exons: 10
Coding region: 285-2834 (849 amino acids)
Biological process (GO): proteolysis
Molecular function (GO): serine-type endopeptidase activity
Source: RefSeq, a predicted model, not a curated record
UGUCAGUGUCCCUCAACUAUUUCCAUGAAUCCACUAUAUCUUAAUUAACGGCUCUUUGUGCCCUUUCUCUGUUUUCUUCAACUACAGCUGUGUUCCCACAUUCCUCAUAAAAAGGAGGAGGGUAAGCUUUUUUUUCUUCUUCACCACCUCUGGCAUUGAAUUCUUCAACAUACAGAACCUUACCCUAUUUCGCUUACUGAACCUUAUUCUGCUACUGCUGCUUGUAUCUUUCAGUGUGAAGGUUUUGUUUAGUUUGAGAAGCUGGGAUUUUGAUUUCACUCAAAAUGGGCAACUUCCAUUGCCUGUUUUUGGUGCUGUUUCCAUUUUGUUUUGGGUUUUUUGUGAACACUCUGAGCCAGGAGGAUUCGGGUUCAGAUGCAAGCACGGAUAUUUACAUCGUCACUCUUAAGCAAGCUCCCGCGGCUCAUCAAUUUGAGGAACAGCUAAGAAGGCAGGCUCGUCAUCCGUUCCACAAUGGUUCUUCUUCGGGGAGAUUAAACAGUUUUCAAAAACCAAGGAAUAAUUCGAGAUCUCAUUCCAGUUAUCGAUCAUAUAUUUCUCGAGUUCAUGAUUCUUUGUUAAGGAGAGCCUUGAGGGGGGAGAAAUAUCUGAAGUUGUAUAGUUACCACUACUUGGUCAAUGGCUUUGCUGUGUUUAUCAACCCUGAACAGGCAAAAAAGCUUUCAAGGAGAAGAGAAGUUGCAAAUGUUGUAAUGGAUUUCUCUGUUAGAACUGCAACCACCCAUACUCCACAGUUUUUGGGUUUGCCUAAGGGUGCAUGGUCCCAGGGAGGAGGAUUUGAAACUGCUGGGGAGGGAAUUGUAAUUGGGUUAAUUGAUACUGGUAUUGAUCCAACUCAUCCCAGCUUUGCUGAUGAUGUGUCCGAGCAUUCGUACCCAGUUCCAGCCCAUUUCUCUGGCAUUUGUGAGGUGACACGGGAAUUUCCAUCCGGAUCAUGCAAUAGGAAGCUUGUUGGAGCACGCCAUUUUGCAGCAUCUGCUAUAACAAGAGGAAUAUUCAAUUCAUCACAGGAUUAUGCAUCACCAUUUGAUGGUGAUGGCCACGGCACGCACACAGCUUCUGUUGCUGCAGGAAACCAUGGGAUUCCAGUGGUGGUUGCCGGGCACCACUUUGGAAAUGCUAGUGGGAUGGCUCCCCGUUCACAUAUUGCUGUCUACAAGGCUUUGUAUAAGAGCUUCGGAGGAUUUGCUGCAGAUGUAGUUGCUGGUAUAGAUCAGGCAGCUCAAGAUGGGGUUGACAUCAUAAGCUUAUCAAUAACUCCCAACAGGCGUCCACCUGGUAUUGCAACAUUUUUCAAUCCCAUCGACAUGGCUUUGCUAUCCGCUGUAAAGACUGGCGUUUUUGUUGUGCAAGCUGCUGGCAAUACUGGGCCAUCACCUAAGAGCAUGUCUUCUUUCAGUCCAUGGAUCUUCACCGUUGGUGCUGCCUCUCAUGACAGAUCAUAUUCUAACUCCAUCAUCCUUGGAAACAAUGUAACUAUCCCGGGAGCUGGGCUUGCACCGGGGACAGAUACGGAUAGAAUGUAUACACUGAUAUCGGCAGUCCAUGCUCUAUGCAAUGAGUCAGCAGUUGCCAAUGAUAUGUAUGUGAGCGAAUGCCAAGACUCCAGUUACUUCAAUGAGAAACUUAUCCAGGGAAACCUGUUAAUCUGUAGCUAUUCGAUCCGAUUUGUGCUUGGACUCUCUACAAUCAAACAGGCCCUAGAAACUUCAAAGAACCUCAGUGCAGCUGGAGUUGUGUUCUACAUGGAUCCUUUUGUAAUUGGUUUUCAGCUUAAUCCCACUCCAUUGGAAAUGCCUGGCAUUAUAAUUCCAUCUCCAGAGGAUUCCAAGAUUUUACUCCAAUAUUACAAUUCUUCUUUGGAGAGAAAUGGACUUACAAGGAAAAUUGUUAGAUUUGGGGCAGUGGCUACCAUUUCAGGUGGACUGAAAGCAAACUAUAGCAUUACUGCUCCAAAGGUUAUGUAUUACUCAGCCAGAGGACCAGAUCCUGAAGAUAGUUCCCUAGAUGAUGCAGACAUAAUGAAACCUAACUUGGUUGCUCCUGGAAAUAUGAUAUGGGCUGCCUGGAGUUCUCUUGGUACAGAUUCCAUUGAAUUUCAAGGUGAAAGCUUUGCAAUGAUGUCUGGAACAAGCAUGGCUGCUCCUCAUAUUGCUGGGCUUGCUGCACUGAUAAAACAAAAGUUUCCUCAUUUCAGUCCUGCAGCCAUCAUAUCUGCGCUCUCCACAACUGCUUCUCUUCAUGACAAGAGUGGUGGCCCCAUAAUGGCCCAGCGAGUUUAUGCUGAUCCUGAUGUAAACCAGUCUCCAGCAACACCAUUCGACAUGGGCAGUGGUUUUGUGGAUGCUACUUCAGCUCUUGAUCCUGGUCUGAUCUUGGAUUCAACUUACGAUGAUUAUAUGUCUUUUCUUUGCGGCAUCAAUGGUUCUGGUCCAGUGGUCUUGAAUUACACUGGUCAAAACUGUUGUGGCUAUAAUUCUACAAUUGGUAGUGCUGACCUAAACCUGCCAUCCAUUACCAUUGCUAGACUGAACCAGUCUAAAACGGUCGAAAGAACAGUUACCAACAUUGCUGGCAAUGAAACGUACAAAAUUGGCUGGAGUGCUCCAUAUGGGGUGUCGAUGAAGGUGACUCCAACUCGAUUCUUCAUUGGCAUGGGAGAGAAGCAGGUCAUGACAAUAAUCUUUAAUGCAACAAUGAACCAAUCUGUGGCAAGCUUUGGGAAGAUUGGACUUUUUGGAGACCGAGGUCACAAGCUCGGCAUUCCACUAUCGGUCAUUGUAAAAUUAUCCUACAACACCACUAAUAGCUGAGGGUUGAUAAAAUAGUGAUUUUAGUGUUGGAUCAGGGUCCUUUAGUUUGUUGGUUUUCUUCAUUUUCUGCUUCAGCUUUUCAUUGAUGUAACCAAUUUUUUCAUUCGUUUAGCCUGUAAAUGCAUAAAAUAAAAUUGUAUUCUGGAAAUAAAAAGGAUGAAAUAAUUUGUCACAGUUUAAUUGCUUUUGAUUGAUUACUUCGUCGGA